AUGUAUAAAAAGGUAAACGAAGUCGCUGAAAAUUUGGGACUACAGGAAUGUCUGGGCACAAUAGCUGCAAACCUGAGCGGGGGAGAAAAAAAACGGCUAUCAAUUGGAGUCGAAAUAGUAUCAAACCCCCAGGUUUUGAUUUUGGAUGAGCCGACGAGUGGACUAGACUCGGCGUCUUCAUACCAAGUAAUGAGCUUAUUGAGGAGAUUGUCUCAAGAAGGCUGCACGAUAAUUUGCUCAAUCCAUCAGCCUAGCAGUCAGAUUGUGACUUUGAUCGACAACAUCUUGGUGCUUGCUGAUGGCCAGGAUCUUUAUUGCGGACCUCGGGUUAGUCUUGUUGAAACUUUUGAGCAAGCGGGCUUUGCUUGUCCAUCUUUUUACAACAUCUGUGAAUUUGGGUGUCAAUAUUUAGACCCCUGUCAAUAA
Messenger RNA from Cotesia congregata, 426 nucleotides. Lineage: Eukaryota; Metazoa; Arthropoda; Insecta; Hymenoptera; Braconidae. The record is from the annotation of a GenBank genome assembly.